CCCUAGGGAGUUAUGAGACUUUUGGGAUUUUAAAGUGAUGGCAUAGGGAACAAAGCAAACCUGCAAAGCUAGAGCCAGGAGAAUAUUUUUGAGUUUUUCCCAUUCGGGCUUCCAUGUUAGCUCCCUACCCACUGCUAUGUUAAAUUCUGGACAACUGCAUAUUUUCGUUCUUUGCCCUCUAGACUUGCAUAGGGUCAUCCCAGACCCCACAAAGUAUAUAUUUUCGGAAUCCUCUCGUCAAGACCUUUCCAACGAUAUCCCAUUUAUUGAGGUCGGCGACCUUUGACAUCGCGACCUUUCGACCCCCGGAAAAAGGUCACGCAUGUCGAUUUCGACGUUUAGGGUAAUUGAACUAUUAAUCUACUACCAAAGAUCUGCAACAUAUCAAAAAUUGGGGUAAAUCCAAUCGACGAACAUUUCGCCAUACUUUUUGCGUCACAACUAAAAACCAAUUUUUCCAAAUUAAAAUUUUUGGCUUUAAAGUUGGAAUUUCGACUCAAUUCGAAGAACGCACCAAGGUAUUGAUCCAAAGAGUGUAGGAGAAAAAUUUUGUGCAAUUCCAUCAACCCGUUCCUGAAAUAAGUUGUUCCCUAUGCCAUCACUUUAAAAUCCCAAAAGUCUCAUAACUCCCCAGGGAAAAUUUUGGCGCCUAAAAUAUUUUGCAAUUUUUUUUCUUUUUAUAAGGUGAACAUAAUAAAAUAGUUUAAUUUCACUUUUGAAAUACUCGUUGGAUGUCUUUGUCGAGUCCUAUAAUUCUUACUCAAAUAUGCUCAGGCCAGGUACUUUUUAUAGCCAUGUACCUUUUUUCCACCAAAAUUGACUAAUUUCAAGUUAUAUGGUAAGAUUUGAAUUUCGGGAAAAAAUCCCGGGAUUUCCCGGGAUUUGUCACGGCUAAAACCGGGAUUCCCGAUUCCCGGGAUUUAAAAAAUCGUCCGGGAUUGGAAUCCCUACCAAAAACGUCGGGUUUCCAUUGCGAUCGCGAUGAUACACAAUCCAAAAUUGCUUAUCAUGGACGGUAAUAAUUUGAGCCAACUUAAAAUUGAGAUUAAGAUAUAACUUACUGAUGAUCCAAUUUUAGAGCCAAGCGUUGGGCUUGACCCAUUAUUACGGGAGAGGAUUUGGGCAUAUUUGAGAGAGAUAUCAAGAACACGUGGGACAACUAUAAUCUUAUCGACGCACUACGUCAACGAAGCUAAGCAAUGUGAUAAAGUAGAUUGGUUUCAUGAGGGGUGGCCGCCUCAUUGCUGAAGAUAACCCAGAAGCGCUCCUAUCCUCUUAUGGCGCCAUUAAUUUAGAAGAUUUCGCUAUAAAAAUAUGCCGCCAGGAUGAACUGGAGCACGAAAAAACGAGAGACAUCUUUCUCUGGAUAGAGGAAAACGAAAAAAUGCAAGAUGCAAAUUCCAACGUGAUUGGAAAGACGUAUCGAAAAUUUUCCGCUUCUUUUCUACAAAACGAUUUUUAUGCAAGUCAGACAACCGGUAAAACGAGUAGGAAUCACUUUCGCAUAAUUUGUGGCCUCGUUGUCAAGUCGUACCAUCAAACUAGGAGAGAUAUAAGACGAAUCGUUCCCGAAUUUGUGUUACCUGUCACACUGCUUAUUCUGUUACAAAACAUAAUUGGUCUCCCACCACGAACUUUACCUGUGGGGUUGGUAACAAAUAUGGAAAAUGUGACAACCACUGUACAACUGGAUGAAUUUUGCAACAAUUUUAAUUCAUCGGGAUCUGAAUGUCUAGAGAAUGUUGGGAUUUGCAGUUUUAUUGAUACCUUUGAAAAUCGUGAAUUUGACUGGAAGGUGACAAACUCGUUCGAGAAUGGAAUUCGUGAUAUUCAGCUGGGAAAUACAAUCGCUUUAUUAGACUUUCCACCCGAAUUCGGAAUGCAUGUCAAGAAUCGAAUGAUUUACAGAAAUUGGGUGGACAACGAGACGUUACGUGGGACUACGAUAACUGUGGAAACAGAUAACUCGAAUAUCAUCUCCUAUGCGUGGUUUAGGAAAACGCUGAUUGAAAAAUACCUCACCUUUCUCAAGAGAAUUUUGACUUAUUGUUCAGCAAAUGAGAAUAUUUCUACUCCAGCGUUGAAGUUCCACGCGAUCCACGGUAGCUUGGAAAUUGGUGGAUCCGUCUCCUUCGUGCAGCCAGGCAUUAUAAUUCUACAAAUAUUAGUGGUCUCCUGCGGCGUUGCAAUGCACUGGGCGAUGGACAGAAGUGAAGGGUUGGAGGAUCUCGAUUAUGUCGCUGGAGUCAAUUUAUGGCAUAAAAUUGGAUCCAGCAUUAUUCAUCAAUUCGUCAUUACGGGAAUUAAUUCAGUAUUAAUUCUCGGAAUGCUUUGGGUCUUUUAUGGACUCGAGGUUAAGGGGACAUGGGGUCUGGUGGUUGGACUGAUAUAUUUAACGUCGCUGGUGGGAUUGUCAAUUGGUUGGAUAUGUGGGACGUUGGGGGACACGGUGAUUGAAAAUGCUUGUAUCGUGCUUGGACUUAUGGUCGUACAAGCGUUAUCUUCAGGAGUCAUAACUACCCUCGAGGAAAUUGAACCACAUUACCGUCAUUUUUGUGAUCUCCUUCCAGCCACUAAAUUAGUGGAAGCAUUCAGAUCGGUAUGUUCGAGAGGAUCGGGGAUCAGUAGUGGUCACGUGGUGCCAGUAUUUAUCUCAGCGCUAGGAUGGGUAUCGCUUUCUCUAGUUGUUGCUACUUUGAUGGAGAGAAGGCGGAGGAAAUGAGUCACUCUGAAAUGCUAGAAUUUGAGGUCAGACAGAUUUUUUUUAAAUUGGAGACACAUAUCCGACUGAAAAAAAGGAAACUACAAUUAUUUUAAGAAAUGUGAAAAUUGUGUAUUUAUGUUUAUGUACUUAUCUACAGACAUAUCUAAAUAUAUGUCCAUACGUAAAUUUAUGUACCUAAAAAUUAAUUAAGUAAUUAAGUAAUUUUUUCCAAAUAUGUAUCUAUCUAUGUGAGCUUAUUUAUGCACAAGAUACGCUGAGCAGAAGGCUAAAGUAUUUCUCGUCUAUGUAAAUAUUAUUUGCAACUAUUCUAGGAUUUACACAUUAUUUAUUAGAAACGCGUAAAUAGUAGUAAAUACGUUUAUGACAAAAUUGCCAGUGAAUUUAUAUUUAGUUUAUAUGUAGUUUAUAUUUAUUACCUAACCAAAUCGAGAUAUUGCACUGUAUGCAGGUAAUCUAUACAAAUUUUGCACUGCGAAAUACCUAUGAAAUCGAUACCGAUUUAGGAAAUUGGAACGUUGUGUAUCAAGUGUCACCACUUAUGUACGUUUGUAUCUACUUAUUUGAGAUUGUAUUCAGUAUUGUAUAACUGAAGAGGUAUAUGAGACACUGUUUAAAUAUUCCUUUGUCAAAUAAGCGGAAGUCGGGCCAAAGUUGCAAUAGCUGCUAUGUACUUUGUACAAAUAUUGGUAAAGCCCUUGCAUUAAAUCAAUUUCCUUCGAUAAGCUGGACCAAUUUCAUCAUGCCACUUUCUACGAAAAUUGGAUAACCAUGUCCUUCCAGUUACGAAAUGUAGGUUUAUUUAAUAAAGGGUGGGGAAAAAGUUCCUCCCACUAUUUUUGCCAAUCAA
Molecule: messenger RNA, 3572 nt
Organism: Folsomia candida
Lineage: Eukaryota; Metazoa; Arthropoda; Collembola; Entomobryomorpha; Isotomidae
Product: ABC transporter G family member 20
Exons: 10
Coding region: 1223-2722 (499 amino acids)
Biological process (GO): transmembrane transport
Cellular component (GO): plasma membrane
Molecular function (GO): ABC-type transporter activity
Source: RefSeq, a predicted model, not a curated record